AAAUUUGAGACCCAUUUGAGUAUUUACUUACAUAUACUUAAAGCAAUUCCCUUUAAAUAAAAGAUCCGGUUCAAUACUAAACCCGGUUCAUCUUUCGAAUCAAUUCCAACGCGCCGCCAUACAGUCUUGAUCUCGCAAAUCUCAAGGCUCUCCACACAAACAGCGUCGUUCUUCGGCAUCUCUCUCUCUCUCUCCGCCCAAACCCUAACCCUAGAGUCUGGAAGCGUCUCUCCGAUGGCGUACCAGACCUCCAAUCACGAAUCAGGUUCCGAUUCAAAUAACCAAAAACGACUCUACAAUCCCUACAAAGACCUCGAAGUACCCAUUCGAAACCUCUACCAGCUCCCAACCUCACCCGAGCACCUUUUCGUCGAGGAGGCUGCCCGAAAGCACCGCUCCUGGGGAGAAACCCUAACUUUCCUCACCGGCUGCGGCUACCUCGGCGGAGCCGUUGCCGGCGCCGGCGUAGGUCUCGUCGAAGGCGUUAAAUCGUUCGAGUCAGGAGAUACCAUGAAGCUCAGAGUCAAUCGGAUUCUCAACUCGUCAGGUCACACCGGUCGGACGUGGGGUAACCGGCUCGGUGUGAUCGGGUUGCUUUACGCUGGCAUUGAGAGCGGGAUCACGGCCGCGAGAGAUACCGACGAUGUGUUGAACAGCAUAGCAGCAGGGCUUGGCACUGGCGUGUUGUAUCGAGCUGCGAGAGGGGUUAGAUCAGCUGCUGUAGCAGGUGCUGUUGGUGGAGUUGUGGUCGGAGUGGCUGUCACGGCGAAGCAGGCGUUGAAACGCUACGUGCCAAUUUGAGGACCAUCAUCACCUCUGUUUUGCAAGGUGUUGUUUGGGGCUAAAGCUGACUGAAGAAAAAUCUUCUGGUCUUCUGGGUGAGUUGUUGCUGCCAGUUAAUUUAUAUCAAAAGGAGGGAUAGCCUGCCGUUAUUUUCUUAUUUAUGUGUAGUAGCACUUAGAACUUUUUCUUAUAUGCAUAUGUUGUUAACUCAUAUAUUUAUGCAACCCAUGCUUAGUAUGUGUAUGAUUCCGCCAGAUUAUAGUAUCUGGUUUCUUCAAUAGUUAAAAUUUUACAUGACCUUUUGAUUA
This is a messenger RNA of Lathyrus oleraceus (garden pea), 1091 nucleotides long. RefSeq names its product mitochondrial import inner membrane translocase subunit TIM23-2. The record is from RefSeq and is a predicted model, not a curated record. Gene Ontology annotation, biological process: protein import into mitochondrial matrix. The transcript is spliced from 2 exons. The coding region runs from base 235 to 801 and encodes 188 amino acids. Lineage: Eukaryota; Viridiplantae; Streptophyta; Magnoliopsida; Fabales; Fabaceae. Gene Ontology annotation, cellular component: TIM23 mitochondrial import inner membrane translocase complex. Gene Ontology annotation, molecular function: transmembrane protein transporter activity.